GAUUCUGAACCGAGAGUAUUCAUAACAUGCAAGAAGGAAGCAGAUGCUAAAUUCGCAGAAUACGUUCGUCAUGUAGUUGAUACGUCAACAAUCUCAAAAGAAGCGCAAAAAGCAAGACCUGAUUACGGUAUUGAAAGUGUUCAACCGAACGACGUGGCAUGCAUCUGUUACACUUCUGGUACCACCGGUUCGUUGUUGGCCAGUUAUUUCGCUUGAGAACAAUUUUCUGUUUUUCCAAUUAGCAACAUUCAUUUUCUCCCAAAAUGGCUGA
Messenger RNA from Anisakis simplex (herring worm), 271 nucleotides. Lineage: Eukaryota; Metazoa; Nematoda; Chromadorea; Rhabditida; Anisakidae. The record is from the annotation of a GenBank genome assembly.